This is a messenger RNA of Tetrahymena thermophila SB210, 1557 nucleotides long. RefSeq names its product phosphatidylserine decarboxylase family protein, putative. The record is from RefSeq and is a predicted model, not a curated record. The transcript is spliced from 3 exons. NCBI's taxonomy places the organism in Eukaryota, Ciliophora, Oligohymenophorea, Hymenostomatida, Tetrahymenidae.
AUGUAAUUUGAAAGAAAUUUAAUUGCUUUUAAGGUAGUUUUAGGAAAUGGAUUGCUCAUUUAAGAUUUUGAAAGAAGUAGAAAAAAGUCUUAUAUUAAUAUUCUUCCUAUAUUGUCUACAAAAGAUUAAGCAGGUAAUGAGGUAUAUGAAACCUUAGAACUCAUAUAAUGUGAAGAUCCUGAUUUACAAGACUAUUACUGUAUUGACUACUCUAAAGUUACUAAAAAUAAGAUGAAUGAGCCAUUCUUAAAUUAUUUUCCUAAUGAUAAUUAAAAACAAAAAUUAGAAAUAUUAAUGCUUUAUUGCACAGAUGGAUUAAGUUACCCUUAUACAGAAUGCGCUACUUAUGAAGAAAUACAAAAAGAAAUUGUAAACUUAAGUACUUAGACUUAUGUAAGAAUUACUGGUUAAUAAUAUAAUCCAAAAACUAGGUAAUAUGAAAAAAAAAUAAAGCAAGAGCAAUUUUAAUUAUCAGAUAGCUUAGUAUUCUUAGGGAAGUUUAGCUUAAAAAGUACUACAACUACUAUAAAUGAUGGGUUUAUUAUUUAAAAAGAAAGCUCUAAAACAUACAUUUCAGACUACUAAAAGACUAAUGAAUACAAUACCUUUACAUAUAUGUAAGCUUAACUAUAAUUAAACAUGAUAGGAGCUUAUCAUUUUUAAUUGGAAGAAAAUGGCAAAAGUGAAUAUGUGUAAUUUGUCUAAUUUCCAAGUGUUUUAGCUUAAUUUGUAAGCGUUUUUAACUCUCUGCUGGUUGUAGGAAUUAUUUGUAAAGGGUUUACUAAAAGCGAAAUAAUUUAAGAUUUUAUGGAGAUUCAAUUAAAAAAUUACUACAAAAAAAGUGCCAUCGAAUUUAUGCAAGAGGUUGAAACAAAGAAAUAAUAAAAAACUAUUUCUAUUUUUUUCUAGAAUAAUUUAUUCAACAUUUAUAAGUAAAUUCGCAGAGGAAAAACAAAAAAAGAUGAUCCAAAAUAAAUUAAAAUUUAUAAAAAGCUGAUGGACUCCACUAUUGAACAGAUAAAUAUUUAUGACAUAUAAAAAGAACUCUUGAAGCUAAAAAUUAUGGUAAGAAUGAGCUUUACAGUUGAGUAAUAUGCCGCUCUUCAGCUUUGUGGUUUAAGAAUAAUAUUAGAUGAAAAUAUACAGAAUAUAGAUGAUUCAUUUUAAGAGAAGUCAGAUAAUUAUUUAACAGAAAGCACUGGUAAUGAGUAAAAAUAAACUAUUUAUUUAGAGGAAAAUAAUCUCAAUUAAAAAAUGUCAUAGUAAAAUACUAAAGCAGAGUUUGAAGAAAAUAUGCUUAAAUUAGAAGAAAAGAAUAAUAAAAAACUUAAAAAUCUGAAUUUCUAAAGCUUAACUCUUAAUCAUCUUGAAAAAAUAGAAAGAUUAGAAAGAGACAACAAUUAUUUUGAAUAGCAAAUAGAUAAAUACUUUAGUUAAAAAAAUUUAAAAACAUAGUUAGAUCAAAGAAUCCUAGAUUGUCUAAUAAACUAUAGAUAGCACUAAUUAGAUACAUAAUCAUUUAUACCAAUAAAUAAUAGUAAUACUAUUAAUUAAUGA